Esox lucius (northern pike) is the source of this 2359-nucleotide messenger RNA. RefSeq names its product homocysteine-inducible, endoplasmic reticulum stress-inducible, ubiquitin-like domain member 1 (gene herpud1). The record is from RefSeq and is a predicted model, not a curated record. The transcript is spliced from 8 exons. Gene Ontology annotation, biological process: negative regulation of endoplasmic reticulum stress-induced intrinsic apoptotic signaling pathway; ubiquitin-dependent protein catabolic process; endoplasmic reticulum unfolded protein response. Lineage: Eukaryota; Metazoa; Chordata; Actinopteri; Esociformes; Esocidae. Bases 257 to 1459 code for a protein of 400 amino acids. Gene Ontology annotation, molecular function: transmembrane transporter binding. Gene Ontology annotation, cellular component: endoplasmic reticulum membrane.
UGUUAGGCAAUGGGCGGUGGUGUCAAAUAGCUCGUGGUACUUCCUCAUCAUUUGCACUAAAAAGUUUUCGGGUGAACAAUUUAUGUGUAGCUAGCUAGCUAUUUAAGUUAGCUACUUUAUUUCGCUGACAUUGUGGCUAGAUGGUUACAUUGUGUAAUUGCUACGUUUAUUAUAAAUAAGAGGUGACGUUACAUUGUAAGUACUGUACUACUAAUAUUAGCCAGAUCGCGUUGGGAGAGGUCACAAGAAAACAAAAAUGGACAACAGUGGUUUUCCAAGACAAAAGACUAUCACACUUGUGAUAAAAACACCGAAUCAAGCUCACGGGGAUCAAACGAUUGAAGAAGUUGACAUGGAAUGGACGGUGAAAGAGUUGAAGACGCAUUUAUCGAAGGUUUACCCAAACAACCCGGUUGAAAGUGAUCAGAGACUAAUUUACUCUGGCAAACUGCUCCCAGACAACCUGCGUGUCAGGGAUAUUUUCAGAAAGACGGACCUAACUCCCACUGUGCACCUGGUGUGUGCAAUCAGAAGUCAGCCCAGAGGUCCGCUAGGAGCAAGACCCAAGGUCAGAGAGCCUGAGCAUCAAGCGGUCCAGCCCCCUGCCCCUGCAGCCCCCACGGACCCAGAGCUGAGGCAGCGCAGGUCCCAGGGCCCCUCUGCUGCCCCACAGACGGCCGCUACAGCGCCGGGGUCAGCGGAGAUCACCAGCCCUACCUUCCCCACAUACUCCCUGUACAGCCCUCAGCAGAUGCUCUGGCUCCAGCACAUGUAUGCCCGUCAGUACUACAUGCUUUACCAUGCGGCUUACGCUGCAGCGGCCUCCGUGCCGUUAGCCCCGGCCGCCGGCCCGUCCCUGCCUGUCGCCCCCCACCAAGCCGCCGUCGCAGCUGCCCUGCCCAAUCAGGGCCCCAUCGACAACUUGCCGGCCAAUCAGAACGCACAGGAUGCUGCUUUCAUCAACCCAGGCGCAGCCAAUCAGAACCUUCGCAUGAAUGCCCAGGGCGGCCCUGUGAUGGAGGACGAGGAGGAUAUGGAUCGCGAUUGGUUAGAUUGGGUGUACACAGCUGCCCGUCUGGGAGUGUUUCUGAGCAUCGUCUACUUCUACUCCAGUCUGAGCCGGUUGGUCCUGGUCAUGAGCAGCCUGCUACUAAUGUACCUGCACACAGCAGGCUGGUUCCCCUUCAGGCGAAGGGCCCUUGUCAGAGGUCCCAAUAAUCAGGUCCCUGAUGUAAUCCAGAACCAACACAACCCGGACCAAAACCCAGCGCCGCCAGCGGAGGUCCUUGCAGGAGAAGCGGAGGCCAGGGUAGAGGCAGAGGUUGGGCCUGAUGAAGAACACCCCCUGACUGCAGUACUGGUGCCUCCACACAGGGUGUCUAUAGUUUGGACUGCCUGGAUCUUCUUCAAAGCCUUCUUUGCCUCCCUCAUCCCAGAAGCCCCGGCAAUGGCCCACUAAAUUCUGGACUCUUCCAGCAGGGGGCACAGGAGCAGACAACCUGAACAUCAGACCAGCCUCUCUGUCACUGCGAUGUCCUCCCUCUUUGGCUUCUGGAUGGAUGCCUGGAUGUUUUGGGGGACAUCCGGAAUGAUUAAAGGCCCUUAAGCAUACAAAGCCAGCUGUGGUGUGUUAAGAGUGUGUUUUGGGAUGUGGCUGUUCAUUUUGGCGCUUCCUGCCUUAUGAUAGUGACCAAAUGGUUGUAAACACAGUACCUUACAGUACAUACACUUCUCUCUGCCAUAUGGUUGUAUAUACUGUAAAUGAUGAUUAGAAUUGAAACUACAUUUUACUGUAUCAUCUUUACACAGCACUUUACAAAAAUGUAUCUUAUUAUGCAAGCUUGCUUUCAGCUGGGUUUAAUUUUAGGAUGCUCAUAAUGCAAUAUGACAAAAGACUUUGUAUUGCUCUUGUUCAUAAUUGGAUGUGCUUUAUGGGGUUGUACAUAAGUAUUGAAUGUUUCUGUGGUUCUCACAGAUGUGAAAUGGAAGGCAGUGUUAACAUAAUGAGGUUUUAAUUCAUUGGAAUGGGGCAAGACCUAAACCCUGAGUUAUUUUAAACAGGGGUAGGCAGUUGCGUUGGCCCAAGGCCAGACUAUUUUUGCUAUGUCCGUCUGAACAUUUGAAAUAGAAUCAUGCAUAAAGAGCUCGCUCCCUUGUUACACAGAUGAGAUGAAUAUGUAUUGUGAUUCCUUUUGGAAUGCCUUUAACUGUACACAUACACUAAGUGUAAUGUCCCCCAUGUAUGUUCUAAUAAUGUUUUUGGUUUCAUUUUGGUAAAACGACAUGGAUUCUACUGUGUCAAGAAUAUUUUGUGAAAAUAUGCAAUAAUAGAUGCAAUAAAUGUACCUAUUUAAAAGGA